Molecule: messenger RNA, 1864 nt
Organism: Caenorhabditis angaria
Lineage: Eukaryota; Metazoa; Nematoda; Chromadorea; Rhabditida; Rhabditidae
Source: the annotation of a GenBank genome assembly
AUGUCAACACGGAAGGCCGCUUUGCUCGCCGUCGGCUCUUUCAAUCCACCAACAAUUGCUCAUCUUAGAAUGCUCGAAACGGCCAAAUCUCACCUAGAAACUCUCAAUUUUCAAGUUUGCGAAGGAAUUAUGAGCCCGGUGGCGGAUUCGUACAAUAAAAAGAGCACAGUAGUGAGUGCUCAGCAUAGGUGAGCUUGGAUUUUUGGUGAUAAAAUCGAAAAUUUAUCGAUUUUCUUUCAAAAUUCGUCAAAUUUAGGUUCAAAAUGGUGAGCGCAGCGACAAAAAGCUCAAAUUGGAUACGAGGAGACGAUUGGGAAUGCACACGACCCACGUGGACACGAACUUUAGCUGUGCUAAAGCAUCAUUUGGAAGGAGUUAGGGUAAGUGUUUUGGGGGCGGGGAAGAAAAGAGGAUUUGCUAUGGAAAGCCGAUUUUUGAUUAUUUAGAGGGAAAAGCUUGGAUUUCAAGCUUAAAAUGAUUGAAAAUAAGGUGUUUUUGGUGGAAAAUCUGAAAAUUUCUUGAAAAUUCAGCUUUCUGGAUGAAAUUUUCAUGAAAAUCGAUAAUUUCAACUCCCAGAGCUUGAAUUUCAGCUUUUCAAGCUUAAAAUUUAAAAAAAUUUCAGAAUUUUCGAGAAAAUUCUGUUAGAAUCAAGUUUCUAGAACAAAUUUUCAUGAAAAAUCGAUAAUUUCAGCUCCUGGAGCUUGAAAUUUAGAUUUUAAAGCUCAAAAUUCAAAAAAUUUCAACAUUUUAAGUUUCUUGAACAAAUUUUCAUAAAAAAUCGAUAAUUUCAGCUCCUAGAGCUUGAAUUUCAGCUUUUCAAGCUCAAAAUUUAAAAAUUUCAGAAUUUUCAUGAAUAUUCUGUUAGAAUCAAGUUUCAAGAACAAAUUUUUAUGAAAGUUCGAUGAUUUCUGUUCCUAGAGCUCGAUUUUCAGCUUUUCAAGCUUAAAAAUACGUAAAAGCCUGAAAUUCUCAAAUUUUUCAUGAAAAGAUCAAAAAAUGUCUGAAAAUUCUCAAAUUUUCCAUCAAAAAUCAACUUUUCUAGCUCAUUUUCCUCCUGAAAACCUCCAAAAUCCAAAUUUUCAGCAGAAACACGGUGCUGAAACUUGUCUCUUCCUUGUAGUCGGCGGUGAUGUCGUCGAUUCCUUCCCUCGAAUUCUUCCCGACGGUUCGAAUUUGUGGAACGCCGAUGAUAUUCUCAAAAUCAUCAUGGAUUUCGGGUUAAUUGUGAUAAGUCGUGACGGAGCGACACCGCUGCAAACUUGCCAGGCGAUGCCAACGAUUUGCCACGUGGCGGAUAGGAUUACGAUACUUGAGGUGCGUGAAAAUCCACGUUUUUUGACACCAAACAAGCCUAUAUUCGAUGAGCUACAAAAUAUGCGUCAGCAUUGAGUGCUGACGCAUUUUUUGUAGAUUUUGUUACUAAAUUCGGAUCGAGGAAGUCAAGAAAAUCAGUUUGAUACCAAAUAAGCCAGGGUACAAAAUAUGCGCCAGCGAAAUUCAUAUAGCUGCAAAAAAUGCGUCAGCAAUAGGUUGCUGACGUGUUUCUUGAGCAUUCUUAAAUCAAGGCUUUGUAGUCUCAUAUUUUCCACCCUUCAAAAAUUCACCAACAAUGCGCCAGCAUUGAGUUGCUGACGCAUUUUUUGUACCUCACGGCUUGUUUGGUGUCAAAAAACGUGGAAUUUCGCGCCAAAACCUACAGUAACCCUCAAAAUUUUCUCAAUUUUCGUUGCAGGACCAAGUUCUACCAAAUCUGAUCAGUUCAACUCGCCUGCGUCAAGCGAUUCUGGCGCGAAAAUCGAUAAAAUACGCCACUCCCGAUGACGUCAUCGACUAUAUUCGGGAAAAUAAUUUGUACGCGGCCUAG